AGAAGAAGAAGAAGCAAACGAGAAACAUAAACAAGAACCAGAGGAAGACAUGCCACAUUCUACAAAGAAGGUUCGCCGGUCUGAAACUAUUAUGAAGUCAGAUUACUACCAAAGACUGAACAGUGUUGCCAGGCGACGCUAUAAUGAUAAAAUCUCCGCUGUGGGUGAAGAUCCGUAUCUAAUCCCCCCAACACAGCAAAAACCCGCCAGAGAGUGUCGCAUCGAGGAGCUGCCAGGCCUGUGUUACCCUGAUAUAUUCAUGUUUCUCAUCGAAGUACCUGGGUACAGCGCCGGCGCACUGAAGGCAUACAAGAGCCUGGACGCUUACCGGUUCUUCCUCCGUGGCUGGGUCAGAUCUCUGAUGCUGUGCACCAGGAAAGACAAGUUCAUCAUAACCAGCAAGGUGAUCCAGUUUGAAGGCCUCACUGAGAAUCCUCACCCUGUGUGGACCAUCAUUGAGCCCAGUGGCCUUGUCGUUUCUGGUCAUUGCACAUGUAUGACGAGUUCAGAUGUGGUCUGUUCACAUGUUGCCGCCACCCUGUUUGCACUUGAUGCAUGUGUGCGCAUACAGCAGGAGAAGUCAUCCCCUGCCCUUCCAAACUCUCCGCGUAGCCGGCGGAGUGUCGAACCUGUGCAUGACGUCAACUUUUCAUACCCAAAUAAGAGGAGAAAGACCAUCAAUGAGAAUUCAAGACAGUCUACACCUGUAGUUCCACCUGCCACAGCGGAGGAAAUAAAGCAGUUUUAUGACAGCCUCGCCAGUUCAGGUGCUAAGAGUGUAGUUCUGUCUGUGCUGCCAGGCUACAGCGAGGAGUUCAACAGUUCCUCCUGACCUGACUUUUUAGUAUUUUUUAUAUGGAUGUAUAAAUGUAUAUAAGAAAACUAAACCACAAUAAAUGUAUAGAAUUUAACACAAGGCUCCUUUUCCAGUGUUGUAUAAAGUACUGAAAUCUCAGAGUCAAGUAAAAGUAUAAGUACCUCUCCAAAAUAUGACUUUGGU
Molecule: messenger RNA, 1000 nt
Organism: Xiphophorus maculatus (southern platyfish)
Lineage: Eukaryota; Metazoa; Chordata; Actinopteri; Cyprinodontiformes; Poeciliidae
Exons: 6
Coding region: 50-832 (260 amino acids)
Molecular function (GO): zinc ion binding
Source: RefSeq, a predicted model, not a curated record